Messenger RNA from Carlito syrichta (Philippine tarsier), 2912 nucleotides. RefSeq names its product phosphodiesterase 5A (gene PDE5A). Gene Ontology annotation, molecular function: protein binding; 3',5'-cyclic-GMP phosphodiesterase activity. The record is from RefSeq and is a predicted model, not a curated record. Bases 2 to 2602 code for a protein of 866 amino acids. The transcript is spliced from 21 exons. NCBI's taxonomy places the organism in Eukaryota, Metazoa, Chordata, Mammalia, Primates, Tarsiidae. Gene Ontology annotation, biological process: signal transduction.
CAUGGAGCGGGUCGGCCCCGGCUUCGGGCUGCAGCAGCUGCAGCCGCAGCGGGACCAGGACUCGGUCGAAGCGUGGCUGGACGAUCACUGGGACUUUACCUUCUCUUACUUUGUUAGGAAAGCCACCAGAGAAAUGGUCAAUGCAUGGUUUGCUGAGAGAGUUCACACCAUCCCUGUAUGCAAGGAAGGCAUCAGAGGCCACACUGAAUCUUGCUCUUGCCCCUUGCAGCAGAGUCCUCGUGCAGAUAACAGUGCCCCUGGAACACCUACCAGGAAAAUCUCUGCUUCUGAAUUUGACCGGCCUCUUAGACCCAUUGUUGUCAAGGAUUCUGAGGGAACUGUGAGCUUCCUCUCUGACUCAGAAAAGAAGGAACAGAUGCCUCUAACCCCCCCAAGGUUUGAUAAUGGAGGGGACCAGUGUUCAAGACUCUUGGAAUUAGUAAAGGACAUUUCUAGUCAUUUGGAUGUCACAGCCUUAUGUCACAAAAUUUUCUUGCAUAUCCAUGGACUCAUCUCCGCUGACCGCUAUUCCCUGUUCCUUGUCUGUGAGGACAGCUCCAAUGACAAGUUUCUUAUCAGCCGCCUCUUCGAUGUUGCUGAAGGUUCAACACUUGAAGAAGCUUCAAAUAACUGUAUCCGUCUAGAAUGGAACAAGGGCAUUGUGGGACAUGUGGCAGCUUUUGGUGAGCCCUUGAACAUCAAAGAUGCAUAUGAGGAUCCUCGGUUCAAUGCAGAAGUUGAUCAAAUUACAGGCUACAAGACACAAAGUAUUCUUUGUAUGCCAAUUAAGAAUCAUAGGGAAGAGGUUGUUGGUGUAGCCCAGGCCAUCAACAAAAAAUCAGGGAAUGGUGGGACAUUCACUGAAAAAGAUGAAAAGGACUUUGCUGCUUACUUGGCAUUUUGCGGUAUUGUCCUUCACAAUGCUCAACUUUAUGAGACUUCCCUGCUGGAGAACAAGAGAAAUCAGGUGCUGCUUGACCUUGCUAGCUUAAUUUUUGAAGAACAACAAUCAUUAGAAGUAAUUCUGAAGAAAAUAGCUGCCACUAUUAUCUCUUUUAUGCAGGUGCAAAAAUGCACCAUUUUCAUAGUGGAUGAAGAUUGCUCCGAUUCUUUUUCUAGUGUGUUUCAUAUGGAGUGUGAGGAAUUAGAAAAAUCAUCUGAUACUUUAACAAGGGAACGUGAUGCAAACAAAAUCAAUUACAUGUAUGCUCAGUAUGUCAAAAAUACUAUGGAACCACUUAAUAUCCCAGAUGUCAGUAAGGAUAAAAGAUUUCCCUGGACAAAUGAAAACACAGGAAAUGUAAACCAGCAAUGCAUUCGAAGUUUGCUUUGUACACCUAUAAAAAAUGGAAAGAAGAAUAAAGUCAUAGGGGUUUGCCAGCUUGUUAAUAAGAUGGAGGAGAAUACUGGCAAGGUUAAGCCUUUCAACCGAAAUGAUGAACAGUUUCUGGAAGCUUUUGUCAUCUUUUGUGGCUUGGGAAUCCAGAACACACAGAUGUAUGAAGCCGUGGAGAGAGCCAUGGCCAAGCAGAUGGUCACGUUAGAGGUUCUGUCAUAUCAUGCUUCAGCAGCUGAGGAAGAAACGAGAGAGCUUCAGUCUUUAGCGGCUGCUGUGGUACCAUCUGCCCAGACCCUUAAAAUUACCGACUUCAGCUUCAGUGACUUUGAGCUGUCUGAUCUGGAAACAGCACUGUGCACAAUCCGGAUGUUUACUGACCUCAACCUUGUGCAGAACUUCCAGAUGAAACAUGAGGUUCUUUGCAGUUGGAUUUUAAGUGUUAAGAAGAAUUAUCGGAAGAAUGUUGCCUAUCAUAAUUGGAGACAUGCCUUUAAUACAGCUCAGUGCAUGUUUGCUGCCCUAAAAGCAGGCAAAAUUCAGAACAAGCUGACUGACCUGGAGAUACUGGCGUUGCUGAUUGCUGCACUGAGCCACGACUUGGAUCAUCGUGGUGUGAAUAACUCUUAUAUACAGCGAAGUGAACACCCACUGGCCCAACUCUACUGCCAUUCAAUCAUGGAACACCAUCAUUUUGACCAGUGCCUGAUGAUUCUUAAUAGUCCAGGCAAUCAGAUUCUCAGUGGCCUCUCCAUUGAAGAAUAUAAGACCACACUGAAAAUGAUCAAGCAAGCUAUUUUAGCUACCGACCUAGCACUGUACAUUAAGAGACGAGGAGAAUUUUUUGAACUUAUAAGAAAAAACCAAUUCAAUUUGGAAGAUCCUCAUCAAAAGGAGUUGUUUUUAGCAAUGCUUAUGACAGCUUGUGAUCUUUCUGCAAUUACAAAACCCUGGCCUAUUCAACAACGGAUAGCGGAACUUGUAGCAACUGAAUUUUUUGAUCAAGGAGACAGAGAGAGAAAAGAACUCAACAUAGAGCCCACUGAUCUUAUGAAUAGGGAGAAGAAAAACAAAAUCCCAAGUAUGCAAGUUGGGUUCAUAGAUGCCAUCUGCUUGCAACUAUAUGAGGCCCUGACCCAUGUAUCAGAGGACUGUCUCCCUUUGCUGGAUGGCUGUAGAAAGAAUAGACAAAAAUGGCAGGCCCUUGCAGAACAGCAGGAGAAGAUGCUGAUUAAUGGGGAAAGCAGCCAGGCCAAGAGGAACUGAGUGGCCUAUUUCACACAGAGCUGAAGUUUACAGAGAUGGUGUAUUCUGCAGAAUACCUAGUUUAAUUAUACACUGUAUAGAUUUUGUGUACACUUUGCCACUGCUGUAUUUUUAUUUUUGCACAACUUUUGAGAGCAUAGCAUGAAAUGUUUUGGGGGACUAUUACAUAUUUUCUGCAUGUUUGUCUUAUGCCACUGAACUGAGGUGAUCAGUGACACCCACUCUUAGCACAUUGAUGAGAAUACUGUUUGUGAUAUUUUGUGUACUGCAAAGUGCAAGGGGUGUUCCUGAACUGAGGUUUUUUUGCUUG